AGGGCCGGAAAAUGGGCGAAGUUAAUGUCGUAGUGUUGUGUACCUACUGUUGACUUUUUUUCUCAAUUUUUGGAAUCAGACCUACGUUUACAAAUAAAAGUGUUUUAGGUGGCUUUCACAACGUGGGUGGUGUUUGUACGGAUCUCCAAUUACAGUAAAAUAUGACUCGCUGCAUUUGUAUGGUGUCGGAUUUCUUUUACCCCAAUAUAGGAGGUGUGGAAGAACAUAUAUUUAAUCUUUCCCAGUGUUUGAUGAGUAACGGAAAUAAAGUUGUUGUGAUUACGCACAGUUAUGGAAAUCGCAAAGGAGUACGGUACAUGUCCAAUGGCCUAAAAGUGUAUUAUAUUCCUAUUAAAGUUAUGUAUAAUCAGUGCGUUUUACCGACAUAUUUUUGCAAUAUUCCAAUAAUUCGCUACAUUUACAUUCGUGAAAGGGUCGAUAUUGUGCACAGCCAUUCAGCCUUUUCAACUUUAGCCCAUGAAGGCUUGUUGGUGGGAAAUCUAAUGGGAUUGAAGACAGUAUUCACCGAUCACAGCCUGUUGGGAUUUUGUGACGUGAGCUCCAUAUUAAUAAACAUACUACUGACAAUGGCUUUAUCGGCAUGUAAUCAUUGCAUCUGCGUUUCCCACACGGGAAAAGAAAACACCGUUUUAAGGGCAAAUACAAAAAUCGACAAUGUGUCUGUUAUUCCCAAUUCUGUAGACACGCAGAUGUUUCAUCCAAUCCCAGAAUUACGCUCUAAAGACAACGUCACAAUUAUCGUUCUGUCUCGGAUGGUUUAUAGAAAGGGAAUUGAUUUGGUUAUACAAAUCAUAGAAAAGAUAUGUCCCAAAUAUCCAGAAAUUAAUUUUCUGAUCGGAGGUGACGGGCCCAAAAGAGUGUUACUAGAAGAAUUACGCGAACAAAGAGGGUUUCAUAACAGGGUUAGGUUACUCGGUACCGUUGAACAUUCAGAAGUAAAGUACGUUCUAAACAAAGGUCAUAUCUUUCUGAAUUGUUCCUUGACCGAAGCGUAUUGCAUGGCGAUAGUUGAAGCUGUUUCUUGUGGAUUACUGGUCGUAUCCACUAACGUUGGUGGAAUACCAGAGGUUCUUCCCAAAGAUUUACUGUACUUGACCAAACCUGAGGUACCUGAAUUAAUUAAGGGCAUUGAAUCUGCACUGCAUGUUGUAAAAAGCGGUCAAUUCGUUUGUCCAUACAAAUUGAACUUGAGAGUAAAAGGAAUGUACGAUUGGCGAAAUAUUGCCUCAAGAGUUGAAAAGGUGUACGACCUAAUUUCGUUUAAAAAGAAACGAACACUAAAGCAAACUUUUCAAUGUUACCUUUCAAGCGGUGUUUGGCCCUUUCUUGUUGUAGUAGCGCUUGCUCAUUUGAUGUUGAUAAUUUUGGAUAUAUUUGUGCCAAGGGAAAACAUAGACAUAUGUCGAAAUUAUCCUUCUGAAACACGCAAACAGAUCAAGAAGGAUUAAUUCCCUAAAUUGAUUUCAUACAUUGCAUACCAAUAGUCCUGUAAUUCCGUGUAAUUAUAUCUGUUAUUUUUACGUAUCCGUUCAAUUCUAUGUAUAAUUUCUUUAAUGGCAAAUGCAGAAUAUACAAAAUAGAGAUA
Photinus pyralis (common eastern firefly) is the source of this 1606-nucleotide messenger RNA. RefSeq names its product phosphatidylinositol N-acetylglucosaminyltransferase subunit A-like. The transcript has 8 exons. The record is from RefSeq and is a predicted model, not a curated record. NCBI's taxonomy places the organism in Eukaryota, Metazoa, Arthropoda, Insecta, Coleoptera, Lampyridae. The coding region runs from base 162 to 1469 and encodes 435 amino acids. Gene Ontology annotation, cellular component: glycosylphosphatidylinositol-N-acetylglucosaminyltransferase (GPI-GnT) complex. Gene Ontology annotation, molecular function: phosphatidylinositol N-acetylglucosaminyltransferase activity. Gene Ontology annotation, biological process: GPI anchor biosynthetic process.